This is a messenger RNA of Ziziphus jujuba (common jujube), 744 nucleotides long. RefSeq names its product LRR receptor-like serine/threonine-protein kinase EFR. The record is from RefSeq and is a predicted model, not a curated record. Lineage: Eukaryota; Viridiplantae; Streptophyta; Magnoliopsida; Rosales; Rhamnaceae. The transcript has a single exon. Bases 1 to 744 code for a protein of 247 amino acids. Gene Ontology annotation, molecular function: protein binding.
AUGCUUUUAUCUUCUUGCAAAUCAAACUGGCAUCUUUGCUGUACUGAAAUCUACAUCCGGGAGAGGAAAAAAAAAAAAAAAAAAAUGGACGUCAUGAAGUAUUCCUAUAUGAAUUGUAGGUGGAUUUUAUCCACAUCCUUUCAAUGUGCGGUCAUUCUUUUCUGCAUUAAUGUUCAUAUGGAAUCUGCAUCCUCAGCUCCCAGUUAUGGAAAUGAAUCUGAUCGUCUAGCUUUACUAGACUUUAAGAAUAAGAUAAUUCAAGAUCCUCUCGGAAUCAUGCACUCCUGGAACCAUUCCAUCCAUUUUUGCAACUGGGUUGGCAUUACAUGCAACCAAUCAAGCCAACGAGUCUUGGUUUUGAACCUGGCGUCUCUAAAGCUGGCUGGUUCAAUCCCACCUUCAAUUGGAAAUCUCACUCACCUUACAGGAAUCAACCUGGAAAACAACAGCUUCCACGGAGAAAUUCCUCAAGAAAUGGGUCAUCUUCUGCAACUUCGACAUCUUAACUUGAUGAACAAUUCAUUUGUUGGAAAGAUUCCAACGAACAUGACGCAUUGCAAGGAGCUAAGUGUUUUUCGUGUAUAUGGCAACAGGCUUAUUGGGUCAAUUCCAGUCCAGUUGAGUUCAUUGUCAACACUGGUGUACUUCGAUCUUGGCAACAACAAUCUUACUGGAAUUGUACCAGCUUGGAUAGGAAAUUUGACUUCUCUGUACGCAUUUUCAGUUGCGUGGAACAAUUUUUAA